Seminavis robusta is the source of this 2559-nucleotide messenger RNA. Lineage: Eukaryota; Bacillariophyta; Bacillariophyceae; Naviculales; Naviculaceae. The record is from the annotation of a GenBank genome assembly.
AUGAGCUAUUUUAUGGACGACAGUAAGAAUGACAAAAUCCAAGCACAAGCGGAGUCCCUCAAGACCCGAUGGAGCCGUUGCUGUGCCGUGGUGGCAGUUUUCUGUGUAAUUGGGUACUUGUUCCAGCAUCAUGCCGCAAAUGGCGGCCAUCAUAGAGGAGGAGUAUCCCAUUUGGACGGCAGUCUCCCCAUGAAUUCCACCUACCACGGCAGUGCUGCCUCGGUUACCAAAACUGUCCCUGCAGAAAAAUCCAGUCAAGCAGAAUCUGAUGCCAAGGAAAAGAUUGAGGGUGUGACAGAAAAGGCUACCGAGACUGAUGCCUCCCAGGAAAAGACGGCUGAAAAACCCGCUGAACCUGAAAAGCCCGUGGAACCAGCCACUCCUGUCGAACCCGCAAAACCUUCUGAACCAGCCGCCCCUGUUGAACCCGAAAAACCCGCGGAACCUGAAAAACCCGCAGAACCAGCGACCCCCGCGGAGCCAGCUACCCCUGCUGAGCCUGCAAAGCCAGCGGAACCAGAACCACAACCUGCUGCAGCCUUGGAAGAUCAUAAUAGCAUCAAAGCUACAACAACGGCAGAUCUGCACACACCCACAAAGUUGCCUCGUUUGACCAAGGAACAACUCUUGAGUCCAUGGGAUUUGGCAGCCAACAAUCACGUCCCAGUUGACUAUGCAGGGGAAGAUUUUACCAAGAUUGCAGUCUUGAAGAAACGAUUCGCCGAAGGCAGGGCGAAAUAUGAGCAAGAGUUGAGUACUUUGUAUGGCGCAGACACAUACAAUAAUCUUUUCAAAAGGGGAGGAAUCAGUGUUGGAAAAAACAUCCUCUUUAAGAGCCCUUACGAGCAGGCGGUGGGACCCAAAGACAAGCACUUUAACAAAGCUCAUAUUCAUGGCUGGCCCCACUUUGUCCAAAAACUCAAGUUCAAAAUUCUGGGCAUGCAGCUCAAAUUUAUCGAGGCGGGAACUCCCACGACAACUUUGACUCGCUUUGUCCAUAUGCAUGGUGGGCACAGUGCGGGAGCGGCGCAUGGAAACUUUUUCGACGAAUCCUACACGGCCGAGAUGGAGCGACGUGUGCAGCCAAUCCUGCGACAACUUGGGAUCAACUAUGUUGGAAAGAAUUACGCCAUGGGUGGAACGCCAUCAGGGGAAGAAAUUGGCUUGUGCAACAAUGCCAUUUUUGGUAGGGACGUCGACCUCCAAUCCUGGGACUACGGUAUGACGGACGGCAAAGAGAAGUGGAAGCAAUACAAUUAUAUUCAACGUGCUGCCAUGAGGACAAACAUGCAGCCGGUUGGAACUGACUUUACGCCUCCUCGCCCUGCUUUCUGGGGCAUUCAUGUCGGCAUGUCUCCUCUUCAGGCAUUCUCCUCCUUGGAACAGCUUGGUGUAACGGUGCUGACAAUGGAUGACCGUACAAGAGUAUCCCAAAUGAUGUGGAUUCCAGAUUCCCGGAUGGCGUCAUCAGAGCAGAUUAGGGCAAUGCCAGAUCACCUGAGAUACUUCAAAUGCAACGGGCAAAUUGAGAAUGGUUCGCAGUGCAAGUUAAACAAAUACAAUCAUGAAGUGUGUGCAGAUCGAGCACACCAAGCAAGUUGGCAUCCGGGAUGGAAGAGCCACGCCCUUGAUGGAAACUUCAUGGCAAUCACACUUUUAGAUGCUUUGGAGCAGGCCCUUGAAGAGCUGGCCAUUGUUGAACCCGAAAAUGAAACCAAGGAGGCAGCCAAGGCACGCUUGGAGCAGCUGUGGAACGAAAUCGGGGCCGAAGAGGCCGGACGAUACGGGAAAGUGUCGCGCAAAGGACCUGUCUUGGGCAAUCGAUUCGGCAACGAAAAGUACAUCGAGGGCAAAAAAGACUUGGUGGGUCUUGUUGACUAUAGGGAGUUUGGAAAGCGAGUCAGUUACUGCCACACUGCCAGGUUGCCGGCCGAGUCUCGAUUCCGUGGCUUGACCACUGAAAACUUUGAUCGAACUACCAUGAAUGCUGGCGUGGAAAGACGAUUCGACGAGGGUUUCUUGCUGGACGAGGUAAUCGCAGCAGAGAGGGCCGGAAACAUCACCAUUAAUCCCGAGCCACACAGAAAGGAGCAGCCCCUUUUGGUGCACUCACCCUUGGAAGAUUGCACGAGGCCUACGUUUCUGGAUCACAAGGAUGCAUUCUUUGUGAGCAAAAAACAUGGAUGGCGACAUGUGAUCUUGCCAAACGACUCCGAGAAGCAGUUCUACACCGAAUUUGAUCCCAAGGCGGCCAAGUGGGUCAUGGCCUGUCUAGCUGGAUGUAACUGGGGAAAUUGCCCCCCCGAGGAGAUAAUUGAUAGCUUCCACAACGGCCAGAAGGGAUUCCACGCAUGGUUUGGAGGUGUUGAGUUCACGAUCAAUGGAGAAAAUGUUGAGCGUUUUAUUCCGACUGGUGCUGGCUGUGCUUUUGCAAAAGGUGCACAAGGGUUGGAAUGGGCUGCGAACGAGAAUGGUCAAUACGACAUAGCACUUCAAGUCACUGGUGGGUUGCCGGGUCAGUACUCGUACAUUCGAAUUUCUUCCUUCAUAUUGCUCUGA